Molecule: messenger RNA, 2739 nt
Organism: Anthostomella pinea
Lineage: Eukaryota; Fungi; Ascomycota; Sordariomycetes; Xylariales; Xylariaceae
Source: the annotation of a GenBank genome assembly
AUGGAACCCUUCUCCUUUGGAAGCUCAGAGUCGUUGGACUACCCAGUCAGGCUUCGCAUCAUUAAUCUAGAGGGCGACGAGGCACCCUAUCUUUUCUCGACUCUCCUGAAGACCCCCGAGCUGAGGCACAUCGGGUCUAAUGCAAGCCCGCACUCCGACCUCUAUGUCACCGUCCAAGUAUGGGCUGGCUCCAAGCCGCUCACAGUCCCGGUCCAGACUUCGUACAAGGCUUUUCGAAACGAGCGAAGAUGGAGCGAGUGGCUCACCGUACCGAUACCCUACAAGAGCCUCCCCCUGAACUCAUACCUUGCAAUUACGAUAUGGGACCUUUCGCCAACUGCUGGGGAGCAAGCUCAGGGGCAUGCCAUUCCCUUCGGUGGUACGACCCUGCCACUAUUCGACAGGGACAAUCAGUUGCAGAAAGGCAGACAGAAGUGCCUUGUCCACAGGCACAAACAGGCUGACGGCAACGACAACACAACCACACCUUCUACUAUCGCUAAGAACAGAACUGGCUCAAGAAAGGGCGAGGUUUUUGUCGUUGACAAAGAAGCUGAAGAGCUUGAACGCAUGGAGAAGCUUUUCAAGAAACACGAGAUGAAUGAGAUACCCAGAGUUGAAUGGCUCGACCAGUUAGUAUAUCGUGGUACAGAGAAACGCGGGUUGAAAGCGGCAAGGAAUUCGAUCAAAUCACUCCAACGCCAGUCGGUGGCGAAUAAGGAGGCGGAGGAGGUCAAGAAGCAUAAUGUUGCCGAGUCGAAUGGUGGUGAGGUUCCCAGGCCUGGACCCUCGAAGUUUACACUCAAUAUUGAGCUGCCCCGGUUUGAUUUCCCGGUGGUAUUUGCAGACCAUGAGUAUCCGCCACCACCCAUUUCAUCCUUCCAGCAUCUGUCAGCAUCUCAAUCGAACAUCAUCCUCAAACCUCCCCCGGAGGUUUCCUACGGGCCCGGGAUCAAUGCGCCUGAAGAAAGCGACCGCCUCAUUCGCAUAUAUGACCCUGAAGUUGGGGCGAGAGAUAACCCAGCUGAGAGUAAGCACCGGCGCCUUGUCAGAAGUCAGCAUCGCCAUGGAAUACUGGACAAAGACUUGAGGCCGAACGCCAAGGUUCGCGAUGAGCUUAACCUGAUCAUGUCGUAUUCGCCGACCCAUGUCCUUUCACCCGAGGAAAAGGACCUGGUGUGGAAGUUCAGGUACCAUUUGACCAAAGACAAGCGUGCUCUGACCAAGUUCGUCAAGUCUGUGAACUGGCAGGAUCAGAGCGAAUCGAAACAGGCUAUUCAAGUCCUUGGCAAAUGGACUGACAUCGACGUAGACGAUGCUCUGGAACUCCUGGGUCCUGUAUUUGAUCAUCGGGCUGUCAGAGCCUAUGCCGUCGACCGAUUACGAAAGGCGGACGACGACGAGUUACUCCUUUACCUACUACAGCUAGUUCAAGCCCUGAAGUUCGAACAUAUCUCAGCCGAUUCGAACGAAGCCACGGUACGGGCUUCCUCACUAGCUGAUUUCUUGAUUUCACGGGCUGUGGAGAACUUCACCCUUGGGAAUUACUUUUACUGGUACCUCGGCGUCGAAUACGACGACAAAAGCAACGACCAGGGCGAAGAAGUGCGUACAAUGUACGCGAAGGUACAAUACGAUUUCAUGAAGGAGCUAGAGAGCCGCCCCGGUGGCCGAGAGACGAGAAUCACGAUCAGAAGACAAGCCGAACUUAUCACGGUUUUGUCAAAGAUCUCGGCUGAGAUUCAAGCUUCACGCGAUUCGAUCGCACGAAAGCUCGAAACAGUAAAGUCCUUCUUGGCUGACCCGAAGAAUGAGAUAUUGAGUAUUGAUCCCCCAAUGCCCAUGCCACUGGACCCGUCCAUCAUGGUCGUUGGGGUUGUUCCGGAGGAGACAAGAGUCUUCAAAUCUUCCCUUUCGCCGAUAAUGGUGACGUUCAAGACCAUUUCCGGGAACAAGUAUCCCAUCCUCUUCAAAACCGGUGACGACCUGCGACAAGACCAGCUUGUUAUUCAAAUCAUUACUCUCAUGGAUCAAUUGCUGCAGAAAGAAAACUUGGAUCUCAAGCUGUCACCUUACAAAAUCCUCGCAACAAGUACGACGGCUGGCGCUUCCCAAUUUGUACCGUCGCAGACCUUCUCUGCAAUCGCGUCCAAGUAUAACAGCAAUCCAGCGCUCGCCUAUCUACGGCAGCACAACCCGGACGAGCGAGCGUAUCUAGGCGUCCGCAAGGAGACUCUCGACACGUUUGCCAAAUCAUGUGCGGGCUACUGCGUAAUUACUUAUAUCUUGGGCGUUGGGGAUCGCCAUCUCGAGAACCUGCUCCUAGCCCCAGAUGGUCAUUUCUUCCAUGCGGAUUUCGGGUUCAUCCUCGGUCGGGAUCCCAAACCAUUUGCACCAGCGGUCAAGCUCAGCAAGGAGAUGGCCGACGCCAUGGGCGGCUCGAACCCGCCGAGUGAGCAUUACUUGCAGUUCAAACAAUACUGCUUCCUCGCAUUUGCAGCAUUGCGGAAAUCAUCGAACCUGAUUCUGAACCUGUUCAGUCUCAUGGUUCAUGCCAAUAUACCCGAUAUCAAGGCCGAGCCUGACAAGGCGGUCUUCAAAGUGAAGGAACGCUUUCAUCUGGAGUUGAACGAAGAAGACGCGAUACGGCAUCUGGACAGAAUCAUGGAGGACAGUCUCAAUGGCAUCAUGCCUGUCGUAAUAGACAGGCUGCAUGACUUUGUCCAGGCGUUCCGGUGA